Molecule: messenger RNA, 1322 nt
Organism: Capsicum annuum
Lineage: Eukaryota; Viridiplantae; Streptophyta; Magnoliopsida; Solanales; Solanaceae
Product: ATP-dependent DNA helicase pfh1-like
Exons: 2
Biological process (GO): DNA repair; telomere maintenance
Molecular function (GO): DNA helicase activity
Source: RefSeq, a predicted model, not a curated record
AGGUUAGAUGAUGGAAUUAUAUCAGAAUGCAGAGAAAUACGGAAAGAGAAAUCUAUAAUAGUGUCUCUAGAAGACUUGGAUGCACAUACAAAGCUAAAUCCUGAACAAGAACAAGCGUUCAAGAUCAUAUUGGAAAGGAUUGAUUGUGGACAAUCAGGAUUAUUCUUUAUCGAUGGACCUGGAGGGACUGGAAAAACAUUCUUAUAUCGUGCAUUACUUGCAAAUAUCAGAUCAAGAGACAUGAUAGAGUUAGCAACGGUAACAAGUGGUGUAGCAGCAGCUCUUUUAUCGGGAGGCUGUACGGCUCAUUCUAGAUUUGAGAUUCCGCUUCAGACAACUGACGCAACUGUCACGCGUAUGUCAAAGCAAAGCGUUGGAGCUAAAUUGAUUAAAAAAGCGAAGCUAAUUAUUUGGGAUGAAGCGUCAAUGGCUAGCCGUCGGACAAUUAAACCAGCUGAUAGGAGCUUCAGGGAUAUACUGGACAUUAAUGAACCUUUUGGUGGAAAAAUAAUGGUUUUCGAAGGUGAUUUUCGUCAAGUACUUCUAGUAAUUCCAAAAUCUACAAGAUCUGAAACAGUAAAUGCAAGUUUGGUAAAAUCACACUUAUGGCAUCGCAUGGAAAGGAUUAAGUUAACAAAAAAUAUGAGAGCAAGAACAGAUCAAUCUCUCAGUGAAUUCUUAUUGCGUAUAGGUAAUGGGGAGAAGCCUACAAUAAGAGAUGAUUUGGUACUUCUUCCAAAACAACUGGUUAUUCAAAAUACGAGCAACAGUCCUGGUGAAGAUACAUUAGUAAAAGAAAUAUUUCCAUCGAUGGAUAAAAAUGCAAGUGGUGCAAAAUACAUGAUAGAACGGGCUAUCCUAGCAAGAAGAAAUGAAUACGUUGAUCAACUAAAUGAAAUGUUAAUUUUCAAAUUUCCAGGUGAAAGCAGAACAUUUCUGAGUUUCGACUCUGCAGAAGAUGAUACUAACAAUUAUUAUCAGGAAGACUACUUAAAUACUCUCACACCAAACGGUCUGCCUCCACACAAAUUGGUUUUGAAAAAAAAUGCCUCUAUCAUGUUAUUAAGAAAUUUGGAUGCUUCCAAUGGCUUAUGUAAUGACACAAGAAUAAUAUGUAGAGGCUUUGACAAAAACGUCAUACAUGCAGAAAUAAUGAUUGGGGAAAAUGCUUUCAAGCAUGUGUUUAUCCCACGAAUCCAGCUAUCACCUCCCGAAAAUGAAGGUUACUCGUUCAAGUUCAUUAGAAAACAAUUUUCAGUGAGACUACGCUUUUUAAUGACGAUAAACAAAGCACAGAGACAGACAAUACCAACUGUUGGAUU